Molecule: messenger RNA, 1044 nt
Organism: Rotaria sp. Silwood2
Lineage: Eukaryota; Metazoa; Rotifera; Eurotatoria; Philodinida; Philodinidae
Source: the annotation of a GenBank genome assembly
AUGGAUCAACCAAUAAUAACUCGAUUCGAAGAUCUACCAGUCGAAAUUUUAAUGGAAAUCUUCGAUUAUUUCAAGGCUAAUGAAAUCUAUUUACUAUUCUACAAACUAAAUAAUCGUCUCAAGUCAGCGAUUAAAUCACUACCUGUUUUAAUUUUUGUAAAAAAAAGACGUUUGGGCCCGAUUCUUUCGUUCUUCCAUUCAUUCAAGGCAGUACACGUCAAGAUUAGUCAUUUCGAUAUACGUACUAGCUACCAGCCAAAUAAAAUAUAUGGCGGUCAUCGUUUAUUGUACACUUAUUCGUCAACGGAUUAUAAGUGGUUUCCACGCCGAUUUCAUCGCAUAGAAAAAAUUAUUCUUUCUGAUAUUUGUUCACAGUUGCGAUCGUUAAUUUUACCAGCUAGCUCAUCGAAACUAGUUCAAUCUAUAUUUCGUGGUGAAUUCUCUCGCUUGAAAAUAUGUCAUCUUGGAAAAUGUGAUCCAUUCUUUAUCUCGUUGUCGAUAUCUACUCAACUACAAAGUUUUCGUCAAUUAACUAUGCGAGGACAAAAAGGAAGUGAAUUCGAAAAGAUCUUAUUGAUGUGUCCUUCUUUAAUCUAUUGUGAUUUUUCGUGUGACGAUGCCAUUCCUCCAUUUACUUUCAUAAAUUGUUGUUUAUCAUCGAUGAAAUAUCUUCGCCUCACUGGUGUGGAAGGAUUUUUAUUUCACAAUGGUCAAUUCGAUUUUCUUCUUUCGCUAUUUCCUAAUCUUCGUCAAUUUCAUUUGGCAGUCGAGCAAUGCGAUAAACAUCUGGAAACAAUUGAAUUUCAAAAAGUGGCUGAUACUCUUCUUCAUCGACUUCCUUCUUUAAAAAUAUUAGAUUUACGUAUUCAAAUGACGAAAUUUAUGACCUCGGAAUAUGUUAUGAUGCCGCUUGAGGAGAUUGCUCAGAUGCAUCCACUUUUCAAUUAUAUACUUGUAUUCUUUGAAUAUGUUAUGAUUACUUCUUACGGUUUCGUUCCAAAUCACUUCUGUACUAGUCGAUAUGCUCGUCCUUAUUCUGAAUGA